AUGAAUCAGCUGAUCAUAGACCAAGUCAUUGACACAGUCAUGUGUAAGUGUGGUUGCCUACCUGUUGGACAUCAUUCUACUUCAGAUGACAGUACAGCAUACCGCCCCAAAGAGGAGGCUGAGCACUGGACCAAAUAUGACUCGCCGAUUAAUAAACUACGGAUGUAUAUGGAGUCAAAAGGCCUCUGGGAUGACUCCAAGAAUGCUGCGUGGAUCGCCGAGGCGAAGAAGAACGUGAUGAGCACAUUCGGCGCUGCUGAGAAGCGUCCGAAGCCCGAUUGGUCCGAAAUGUUUAAAGAUGUUUAUCAAAAAAUGCCUAAACAUCUCAUAGAGCAAAUGACCGAAAUGCAAAAACACGUCGAAGCACACAAGGAUAAAUACCCUGUGAAGGAAUACGGUUUAUAAUUCGUGUUUUUCUUAACUACUUUGAAAUAUAUGUGUAAAUAUUUGA
Messenger RNA from Dalotia coriaria, 451 nucleotides. RefSeq names its product 2-oxoisovalerate dehydrogenase subunit alpha, mitochondrial-like. NCBI's taxonomy places the organism in Eukaryota, Metazoa, Arthropoda, Insecta, Coleoptera, Staphylinidae. Gene Ontology annotation, molecular function: oxidoreductase activity, acting on the aldehyde or oxo group of donors, disulfide as acceptor. The record is from RefSeq and is a predicted model, not a curated record. The transcript has 3 exons. The coding region runs from base 1 to 405 and encodes 134 amino acids. Gene Ontology annotation, biological process: branched-chain amino acid catabolic process.